Molecule: messenger RNA, 1955 nt
Organism: Coffea eugenioides
Lineage: Eukaryota; Viridiplantae; Streptophyta; Magnoliopsida; Gentianales; Rubiaceae
Product: tetratricopeptide repeat domain-containing protein PYG7, chloroplastic
Exons: 5
Coding region: 760-1716 (318 amino acids)
Biological process (GO): post-translational protein targeting to endoplasmic reticulum membrane
Cellular component (GO): membrane; TRC complex
Molecular function (GO): protein binding; molecular adaptor activity
Source: RefSeq, a predicted model, not a curated record
CUUCACUUAACAUAACAGGCUACAGAUAUCUUUAUAACGAUUUGGAGGUGGGGGAAAAUUUCCUUUAAUUUAGUGGAGAGAAUGAGGUUUUGAGGCUUGAAAGGAGGAAGAAAAGGGUCAUGCAAAUCAUUGUGGAUCCCUCUUGGCAGAUAUCCUCCUCUUGGCAGGCACUGCCGCUACUUCCUCAAUAGCAAGGGGUACUAGACGGUGAUGGUGGUGAAGGAGGAAAGCAAAGGAGGUAAGGUAGCAAUUGCUGUUAAGGGUUUAAUCUAAUAGAGUGGUGGAAGGAUAUCAUAAACUGCAAAAUGGAGUCUUAAUGGGUCCAGGUGUUGGCGGCGGAGGCCGUAUCAAUGGAACACCGGCUGGUGGUAGCAGGCUGAAAGGGUUGAUUUAGGGUUAGCGUCGUGUGAGUUAGGAAGAAACGAAGAGAAGAGAUGAUUAUUUGCUGAGAAUUCUGGUUUCUCAAUGUUUAGCACAAAUUCUCCAUCAAUCGGUCUAGCUGUGGGGUCACAGACCGGGUCUAUCCAAGUUUUUGCUGUAAAACGAGCACACGAGGGGUUGGUCAAGAUAAACUAACUUAUCUGGAAAAGACAAACUAAACUUAUCUGAAAGUGGAGUCUCUGAAGAAAAGAAAAAGAAAAACAUGAUCCUAAAACCACCCCAGCACUUCCACUGUUGAAUCUUGAUGCUUUCAAGAUUGAUUUGUGUAUAACACCGCUGCUAAGAUAGAUAGACAGAUACGUAGGCGAAGAAGAGAGAAUGCUGACGAUGGUUCAAUCUACCAUCUCCUCACCCUUGCAGCAUUUACCACCAAUUCUAACCGCAACCCACAAAUGUAACAGUAAUUUUCAGCUCUCAGCUUCAGUUCCUCAGUGGCCAUGUACAAAUACAACUCUCAAUGUCAGAUUGAAGCCUCCAAAGAAGCUCCUCUCUUUUCAGAUACUCGGAAGGGAAGUGAGCAGCUUUUCAUUCUUGCCAUUACAAAGACUAGAUGAAUUCUCAAGUUACCUACCACAUAGUGAAGAUUUAACUAUUGUGGAUAGAAAACCAAUUUACACAGCGGAGCUCUCUUAUGGAGCAAUAUCAUGGUUCGUGUCUGAACAAGCUGCAUUGGCAAGUGAAAAUGUCAGAAUGAAUGCAGUUUUUGAGAUUGGGGAAUUGUUUGAAUUAGGAAUUCAGCUCACCUACUUGCUUCUGCUACUGGUGUUGAUUGGGGUUGGAAGCUUUUUCGUAAUCCGUCAAGUACUUGUCCGAAGAGAGCUUGAUCUUUCUGCAAAAGAAUUGCAAGAACAGGUUAGAAGUGGAGAUGCUAGUGCAACGGAGUUUUUUGAACUUGGAGCAGUGAUGCUGAGAAGAAAAUUUUAUCCAGCAGCUACUAAGUACCUGCUUCAGGCAAUUGAGAGAUGGGAUGGUGACGAUCAGGAUCUUGCUCAAGUUUAUAACGCCCUUGGUGUUAGUUACAUCCGUGAUGAAAAAUUAGAGAAGGGAAUAGCCCAGUUUGAAAAUGCUGUAAAACUUCAACCAGGCUAUGUCACUGCCUGGAACAACCUUGGUGAUGCCUAUGAGAAGAAGAAAGACUUCAAGUCUGCCCUUAAAGCAUAUGAAGAAGUUCUCCUUUUUGAUCCUAACAACAAAAUUGCACGUCCUAAGCGAGAUGCCUUGAAGGAAAAAGUGAAAGUGUACAAAGGAGUUCCUGUGAAAUCCAAGAAGAGUUGAUUAUUAUUAUGUUCAUCCUUAGGAACUUUGUCGUUAUUUGUCUGAACUUUACCGGUUUAAUAGUUGCUCCAGCCAAAAUUUUGAAACAUUAAUAGCUGGAUUUUCAAAACAGAUCCUAUGCCGUGGUAUCAACUAUCAAUGAACCAUGAUGAGUUUAAUUGUCCUUGAGGUAUGAUCUUGAAUGAGCCAUCUUGCUCUACUGAGGGUUUACGGAAAAGAUGAGUACAUUGUUCGUCUUA